This is a messenger RNA of Podospora bellae-mahoneyi, 505 nucleotides long. RefSeq names its product 54S ribosomal protein L38, mitochondrial (gene mrpl38). The record is from RefSeq and is a predicted model, not a curated record. Gene Ontology annotation, biological process: translation. The transcript has 3 exons. The coding region runs from base 68 to 460 and encodes 130 amino acids. Lineage: Eukaryota; Fungi; Ascomycota; Sordariomycetes; Sordariales; Podosporaceae. Gene Ontology annotation, cellular component: ribosome; mitochondrial large ribosomal subunit. Gene Ontology annotation, molecular function: structural constituent of ribosome; large ribosomal subunit rRNA binding.
GCCCAUCCGGGAGCUACACGAUCAACAACGAUACCCUCAAGGUACGGUUUGGCCGUCCGACGACAAGAUGAUUCAACUAAAGAGCAUGCUCAACUGCAUCGACAACUCUGGCGCCGCCAUUGUUGAAUGCGCCAUGGUCAUCGGCCAGAAGAGACACGCCUCGAUCGGCGACCGGAUUGUGGUGGUCGUGCAGAAGCAAAGAGAUGCGGGAGCUGCCGGCAUGGCCGCCGCCUCGGGUGCCAAGGUCAAGCGUGGUGAUAUCAGACAUGCCGUCGUCGUGCGGACGAAGCAAAAGGUCACCCGGAGAGACGGAAGCUGCAUCAAGUUCGACGACAACGCCUGCGUUUUGAUCAACAAGUCUGGCGACCCUAUCGGAUCCCGUAUCAACGGCGUCGUGGGCAUGGAGUUGCGCAAGAAGAAGUGGAGCAGAAUCCUCAGCAUGGCCCCCUCGCAGGCAUAAACUGAGACCAACACCAAUACAAAACGUAAAAUCAAUCAUGGGAGG